AAUGGGAACCAUGAAAGAACGAACCUAAUCGGACAUGGAACCAGCUUAAAUCCAUUCUUUAAUUACGAAAGCGAGGUUGUAAAGGAAAAAGGCCAAUUAUCGACUGAAAUAUUGUGUUUUGAGGAUUUUUAAUCCCUCACAAUGCUUUUACAAGAGCCUGUACAGGCUGCUGUGUGGGAUGCAUUGAACCAUUAUGACUACCGAGAUGCAACAUUCCUUGCAGAGAGACUCUGUGCUGAAGUUGUUAGUGAUGAGACCUUGUAUUUAUUGGCAACCUGUUAUUUCCGGUCAGGAAAACAGAGACAAACAUAUGCCCUGUUACAGAAAAGAGGUUAUAAUUCACCAGAGCUUAAAUAUCUGUAUGCUAAAUGUUGCAUGCAUGUUGAAAAGUUUUCAGAUGCAGAAUUUGUUUUAGCUGGAAAUAUAUUAACUAGGCAAAAGACUAUGGAAGAUAUAGAGAAAGAAUUUGGCAAUUUAGCUAGUCAUGUGUUUAAUGUACUCGGUGCUAUAUAUACACGAACUGAUCGUAAUCAAAAAGCCAUAGAAUGUUAUAAGAAAAGCUUAAAACUCAACCCAUUGCUGUGGUCUGCAUUUGAAGGAUUGUGCCAAUUAGGUGAGAAAGUAGAUCCAACCAGUGUCUUUCCUGUGCCAACCCAGGCAUGUACUACUAUAUUAAUACAGAACACGAAGGAGGCUCACACUGUACAGAACACGCCCCCUAUUAUAGUCUCUGAAAUUCUGACCCCUGUGGCAGAAGUACCGUCACCUCAACCAGUUCCUAACAAUAUUAAUUUGUGUUCACCUCAAAAUUUACAAAAUAUGAAGUUGCUUAAAACACCGGAGCAUGGUCAUCAAGAUGUUUGUGAUCAUACACCAGAGAAUCGCAGGGGUAACAUACAUGAUCAGCUUAUGGCAAGUAUAAUCCAAGCCCCUAAAAGUACGAAGAAAACAGCAAGAACUCCUAUGACAGAAAACAGACUGAGGGAAUGUCCAUUAGAUCUUCUUACACAGUAUUCACCAAGUUUUGGUAUAUUACCCAUCAACACACCAAGUCCCGAGAGUGUGCCACUUGCACAGAAUCUUUUUGAAAACUUUAUUACACCAUCUCCUGCCGCUCAACAUGAGUCUAAUAAUGAAUCAAAGGCUCCUAGAAAGCCAAUAACAAGAAGGGCAAACCAGAAUCAAACACUGAUGCCAAAACCGCCACCUUUUAACCUUACUGGGAAUACACAAGAAAAUAAUAGCAAUAUAAACACACAGAAUAAUCCACCAAAUGUUAGACGAAGCUCUAGGUUAUUUAGUCAUAGUUCAAGUUCAGUAAAGGAAAAUAAUAAACAGCAAAGUAAAACCCGUUUUACAAGUCCGAAGGCAGUAGUAAGGAAAUCUAAAACAAGACUUAGUAAAUCAAAACAAGAUAUAUCCGAUGUUAGUAAAGGGGAGAUAAUCAUGGACAGUAAACCAGCGGUAGCCCCUGAACCACAACCUCAGAUACAGCUUGUACACAUGCAACAACAGUCCCUAGCUGGAAUAUUAACUUUGCUUCAAGCUGUGGGUAAAGCGUACCAGGCGAUGUCAGAGUAUAGCUGUCGUAAAGCCAUAGAACUGUUUCAAGAUCUGCCCCAACACCAGAUGAACACUGGCUGGGUACUCUCACAGAUUGGAAGAGCUCAUUUUGAAUUACAAGAAUACCAUCAAGCUGAGAAGACAUUUAGAGAAAUUUUACGCAAAGAGCCGUAUCACACAGAAGGCAUGGAAAUUUAUAGUACUACAUUAUGGCAUUUACAAAAAGAAGUAGAGUUAUCUUACCUGGCACAGGAGUUGACAGAGAUGGAUAAAAUUUCAUCCGAGGCAUGCUGUGCGACAGGAAACUGCUUCAGUCUUCAGCGUGAACACGAAACUGCCAUAAAGUUUUUUAAUCGAGCAAUACAGAUUGAUCCUUCCUUUGCAUAUGCUUACACGUUACUUGGUCAUGAGUUUGUAUAUACGGAGGAGCUAGACAAUGCUAUGGCGUGCUUCAGGAGUGCGAUAAGAGUUAGUCCUAGACAUUAUAAUGCAUGGUAUGGUGUAGGGCUUAUUUAUAUGAAACAAGAAAAGUUCCGUCUAGCAGAGAUACAUUUCCGGAAAGCUUUAAUGAUAAAUCCUCAAAGCUCGCCCUUACUUUGUCAUAUUGGAGUGGUAUUGCAUGCCCAGCAAAAGUCAGAUCAAGCAUUGGCUACACUGGACAAAGCUAUGGCCACAGAUCCUAAAAACCCACUCUGUAAAUUCCACAGGGCAACCAUUUUGUUUGCUAAGCAAAAACAUAAGGAGGCCCUUGCUGAAUUAGAAGAGUUGAAAAGAAUUAUUCCCAAAGAAUCUCUCAUUUACUUUCUUCUAGGAAAGGUUCAUAAGAAACUUGGUAACACUGAUUUAUCAUUAAUGAAUUUCUCGUGGGCAAUGGAUUUAGAUCCUAAAGGAUUGAACAAUCAUAUUAAAGAAUCUAUAGAGAAGAGAUUUAAUGUAGAGGAUGAAGACUCUCUAGUUAGACUCUAUGAAUCAGAUAUGCCAGAAGUAGCGGCAUCGGGUAGUAAUUCGUCAUUGAUGGAUGCAGACGACAUGUUACAGGCUGUUGAAAGUGACGAGAGUUUAUGACAAAGGCUGACAGAUUAUACGAUAGAAAACAUGUCUUCAGUUUAGGCCAUAUAAACCAGCUUAGAUCAUAUAAACCAGUUUAGGUUAUAUAAACAGCUGACACUGUGGUAUAUACUGUGUGUGAUACAGAUAAUGAACAAAGUUCUGACUGAAUGGUGAAAAGACGAAGAUAUAAAGACUGUCCUUCUUAAAGGAGAUUAUUGACUGUUGGGUGAUACUUCUGGUGAUAUAUCUUUGUGCUGAUAUUUAUCUAGGGAGAUAUAAUACAUCUCUAUGUCUUAAUGGUUUUAUAUAUGAGUGCUGGAAAUGUUUAUCCCUAUUGUAACAAGUCUCUAUGGUGAAAUCUUUGGUGAUAUGUAUUUAUAGAGAUAUAUAUCUCGACUGUAGUAUGUCACUAUGGUGAUAUAAUCCUCUAGGGUGAUACAUAUAUGUAUUUAUAGAGAUAUAUAUUUAUGGUAGUAAGGCACAGUGGUGAUAUAAUUCUCUAGGGUGAUGAUACAUGUACAUGUAUUUAUUUAUAGAGAUAUAAGUCUAUUGGUGAUAAAAAUCUCUUUGGUGAUGUAUAAUUUGGAAGUUAUAUGUCUCUAUUGUAAUAAAAGUGGUAAUAUAAAUCUCUGUAAAGUCAGUGGUUCUACGCAGGUGUCUGUUUGUGCCUGAAAUAAUGCAUGGAAGGGCACCUGAGCCAUAUCACUUGCUGGUGUGACUUAAAACCCAACCCAAAAACAAACAACAAUUUUAAAUGAUGCUUCUGUUUGAAGAUAUAAGCCUAUAUGGUUAUUAAAGCCUUUAUGGUGAUUUUUAUAGCUUCUAUGAAGAUACAAGUAUUAUAGAGAUUAUUGUGGGUUGUUUUUUUUGCAAUAGGGUUUUAUAAGUUCAAAGUUAUGAUAAACUCCAUCCUAUAGCCUCUUUUUACAAAUUACAUGUCAGUGUUAUAAAGGAAAUGAAAGUCACUGAUGGAGAUAUUUUCCUCACUUUUUACUUUUUAAACUUUUUUUAAAUUUUCAAAUGGGAUUAACUUCAUAAGCAGGAUUUAUUUUUCAAGAAUAAUUGUUUUAUCAAUGGAAUGUUACUCAGACAAAAUAUUUCAUCUUUUUAGUUAAUUUACACUUUGAAUUUAAAAGGGAUAAUAUACUGGAAAUACAUAGUAAAUGUUAUAUAAAUAUGUAAGAUUAAUUUUUUGAUUUGUAUAGUCAUAUGUAUAAGGGAAGUGGACAUCUUUGGCUUAAUAACUUAAGUUAAUUCUUUCAUCUUACUAUUGGGCUAACAUCAUUAACAUCAUGAAUAAUUUUUAGAAAAAUUAUCAAAAUAAUGUAGGGACUAAAUAACCAACAGUAUUAAUAUUUAUAAUUCAGGCAUAAAGACCAAAUAGAUGACUGUGUAAAGGAUAGUACUUAGUUUUGUUAAGGAUAGUUCUUUCAGCCAGUUUGGGUAGCUGAGUAUAAUUCUUGAUAUUUACAAAGCAGUGGAUAACAGGGUCUAUAUAUAAAGUAUCUGUGUGGCAAACAUUGUCCAGGCUUUAGAAUAUUUUCCCAACAUAGUUUUGGGUUUAUUCUUUGCAUUUAAAAGUUUCCUGUUACAUAACCAUAUGACAUUACAGGUAAAAGACAAUUCUCGCUUGUCUUGUUAAACAACUGUUAGAGAUUGCAUUUGAUAAUUGAGCAGCGCCAUGACAAAACCAACAUAGUGCAUUUGCAUCCGCGUAGUCUGAUCAGGAUCCAUGCUGUUGGCUUACGAACCCUAUAACAAGUAGAGAAACUGAUAGGGAACAGCAUGGAUCCUGAUCAGACUGCGCGGAAGCGCAGUCUGGUCUUGAUCCAUGCUGGUCGCAAAUGCACUAUGUUGGUAUUGUCGUGACGCGGCUCAUAUAAUGCUGAUGUGAUUGUACAUCUUGGUCCAGUUACUUAAAAUUGAUAGAAAAAUGAAAUAAAGUUAAAAAAGGAAUAAUAGUCGUACACAGAAAUUCUUCAGGGGAAUAAUCAUUCUAAAAUAGAGACAAAAAUGAAUUAAUGUAUAAAAUUAGAACACUUUCAUUUGAUGUAUACAAAGAAAGAAUGUUUCAAUAUGGUUAUACUUGUAUGAGAUUAAUUUGGGAUGAUUUUUUUACAUAUUUGUAUUUGUAACAGAUUUUACCUCUUAUACAAAAUUGCUUGCAGGGAUAUAUUUUUUUUUUUGUAAAAGCUCGCUAUUAAUUGCCUGUAGCUUCAAUGUAAUUAGUUGGAAAAAUGCUAGAUUCAUUCAUAGAUAUAAUGAUAUCCCAUACAGUAGCUCUCAUCAAUAAAUUAAAAUUUACAUGUAUAUAUCUAUUAUCUUUUGACCUUUUUGCUUAAAUCAAUAUGUACAUUUAUUCACUUAUAUUGGCACUUACUAGUGGCCGUUUGAAUUAUUUAUGAAUUAUUUUGUAUUUGAAUUACCUUCGGGAAUUCUAACAAAUCGUUUUUUUUCAUAGAUUCAACAAUGAUAAUUUUUUUUAGAUGAAAUCUUCCAUAGAAUAUUGUUACUGCAUUGUAUAAGAGAAGUUUAGAGUUCUUUUUUUUUUUGCAUUUAUUUUUUUCAAAAAUCUAUUUAGCAUUCAUUCAUACCUGCACUGGUUAGUCUCUGUUUUCAAUGAUUUGAGCCACAUCAUGACAAAACCAACAUAAUGGGUUUGCGACCAGCAUGGAUCCAGACCAGCCUCCGCAUCCGUGCAGUCUGAUCAGGAUCCAUGCUGUUCGCUUACAAACCCUAUACCAAGUAGAGAAACUGAUAGCGAACAGCAUGGAUCAUGAUCAGACUGCGCAGAUGCGCAGGCUGGUCUGGAUCCAUGCUGGUCGCUAACGCACUAUGUUGGUUUUGUCGUGCGGCUCAUUUAUCUAUCAAAUUGAUCUAUCAAAUUGCAUUUCAACAAGCAUCUAGAAUUCUGCAAAUUAAUUAUACAUACAUUUACCAUGUGGAAAAAGACUGCUUUUGAAAUAUUAUACAAUAAGAAUAAACAUUUUAUGUUUUAAUAACACCUCAGAUAGUUUUUGUAUAAAACUGAAAUAAUUAGUUUUUUAUUAAAUGACAAAUCAGUUUGCAAACUUUUUUUACGAUUUGAACUGUACCAAACUUUGGUUCAUAGCAGUGUUUAGGAGAAAGUGUAUUUAUAAGGGACUUUGGAUUUUAAUGUGAAGGUCCUAUUUAGCUAGCUUAAGGAAUGUCAGUGGUUUUACUCCUGUGACGGUUUCCUGUAUAAAAUAAUUAACAGAUGGGCAAAUUAGCUCUUCAGCCAUAUCAAGCUUUAAAAUAGAAACUAAGUAUAGAAACUAAGUGAAAUACAAUAGAAAGUAUGUGAGUUAUCAUUGAAACAAAGUGAAAUAUACAUAGAAAUGAACUGAAAUAUACAUAGAAACUAAUUAAAAGUCACCAAGAAACUGAAUGAAAUUAACAUGGAAACUUAGUGAAAUACAUUGUUUGCAUUGAAACUAAGUUAGAUACAAUAAGAAACAUAUUAAAAUAUAUAUACACAUAGACAUGGAGGUUGGGAUAGGGGUGGGGGUGUAAAAUGAAGAUGAUAACCAUAUCGCAUAAUGUUUUUAUUUUUUUUAAAGUUAAGUAGGUUAUUCCCACUGGCUAAAUAAUUUGAUUGUAAAAAAAACACCAAAAAACAAAACAGUUAUUCUUAUGAAUAAUACAGUUUUGACAAUAAAUAAACCUUUUGAUGAGAUUUGCUUGAGAAAGGAAGUCAGGUUGUAGGGGGAAUAUUUUUAUCUUGUGUAAUGAUUCAGAAAUUCUAUAUAUCCUUUGUAAUAUUUUUGUUAUUGUGAUGUAUUUAAUUUAUUGACCUUUGUAUAGCAACUUGAUUGAUUGUAUAGAAAAUAUUGAUAAAUGUAGUGAUUGAUUGAAAAAAUGUGUAGAUUAUAAUUAUUCAAUGUUUUUUUCGGACCAAGGAGAAUUGGUCAAGUUACAUUUUGUUAUUGAAUGAAUAAAAGUGCACCCUUUUUUAUAAAUUUAUUUUGUAUGUUCAUGUUCGACAAAUACAAAGUAAAUAAAUAUUUAAAAGAUU
Ruditapes philippinarum (Manila clam) is the source of this 6649-nucleotide messenger RNA. RefSeq names its product cell division cycle protein 27 homolog. The record is from RefSeq and is a predicted model, not a curated record. Gene Ontology annotation, biological process: cell division. The transcript is spliced from 19 exons. Gene Ontology annotation, molecular function: protein binding. Lineage: Eukaryota; Metazoa; Mollusca; Bivalvia; Venerida; Veneridae. The coding region runs from base 142 to 2628 and encodes 828 amino acids.